Messenger RNA from Mus musculus (house mouse), 8024 nucleotides. RefSeq names its product ankyrin repeat and LEM domain containing 1 (gene Ankle1). Gene Ontology annotation, biological process: protein export from nucleus. Lineage: Eukaryota; Metazoa; Chordata; Mammalia; Rodentia; Muridae. Gene Ontology annotation, cellular component: cytosol; cytoplasm; nucleoplasm. The transcript is spliced from 9 exons. The record is from RefSeq and is a predicted model, not a curated record. Gene Ontology annotation, molecular function: cobalt ion binding; manganese ion binding; magnesium ion binding. The coding region runs from base 51 to 1592 and encodes 513 amino acids.
ACAGUUGCCGCGCGAAUUUGAACUGCAGAGGGCGGUGACUCCUAUGGGACAUGGCCGAUACUGCAUGCUUGGCUCUGAGGCUGCUAGCAGCACUACGCGAGGAGGAGGCGCGGGCUGUGGAGGAGCUGCUGCGCCUCGGAGCGGACCCCAACCUGGUGUUGGACGAUGGCGCUGCGGCGGUGCACCUGGCAGCCAGAGCGAGCCACCCGCGCGCCCUGCAUUGCCUUCGGAUGCUGCUGCGCUGGGGAGCGGAUCCCAAUGCUCGGUCCGCGGAGGGGCUGACGCCUGUGCAUGUGGCUGCCGCGUGGGGCUGUUGUGGUGCUCUGGAGUUGCUGCUGAGCCGAGGAGGUGACCCCACACUGCGGGACCAGGAUGGGCUCAGGCCCUUGGACUGGGCACUACAGCAGCGACACCACAACUGCGCACGAGUGCUGCAGGAGCUGGACACGCCCACCCAGCCUGAUGAGACCCGAGAACCCACAGAGUCUUCUGGAGUUUCUCAAGAUUCGGAGUUGCACGUGCAUAGAGCUGAGCUGGAGGUGGAGGCUGUAGAGGUGGCUGUGCAUCCCCAGAGCUCUGAGGCCACCGAGAACUCAGACUACAGCAGCGAUGCUUCGUUUGUCACUGCAGUGGAGGACUCUCUGCAGCCCGGGCGCCCUGGGGGGGCAUUGGAGCUAGUGGCUGGCUUGUGGGUAACCCGUGGGGCUGUGUCAGCUGGGAAGGGAGCACCCAACUGCCAGCCGCAGGUCCUGACAUUGACUGCAAGGGACACGGACAAACCCGUACUGCCUGGUGAUGGGGAUCUGGGGGCUUUGCACCCCCACAGUUCGGUGCCCCCCAUGUCGGAUCUGCAGCUCCUCCAGGCCCUGCGGGCGCUGGGCUAUAGCCCUGGACCCGUCACACCUUUCACCAGAGGACACUAUCUACGGCGGCUGCAGGAAGCCCAGGCUAGCCGUGCUGAUGUAGGGCAUAGCCAAGAACUGGCGGAGGCACUAAGGACAGGCACCAUCCCUGACUGCCAGGUGGAUGAGGAAGCCCUGGCUCAGUGCUUUCAGCGGCUGGAUCCCUUGAAGAAGUGGCGGGAAGGCAUUACAAAGUCUAGUUUUACGUAUCUACUUCUCGACCCCAGGCUGACGAAGGACCUGCCGGCCCGAGCCUCUUCCCUCACACUGGCUGAGUGUCUGCAAUGUUUCGUGAGAGCCAUCUUCUAUGUGGGCAAGGGAACCCGAGCCCGACCAGAUGCCCACCUCUGGGAAGCCUUUGGCUACCAUGACCAGCCAAGGAAACAGGUCUGUCCCAAGGUUCGCCGGAUCUUAGACAUCUGGGCUAGUGGCCGGGGCAUCAUCUCUCUGCACUGCUUCCAGCAUGUGGUGGCCAUGGAAGCGUACACUCGGGAAGCCUGUCUGUUGGAUGCCCUAGGUCUCCAGACACUGACCAACCAGAAACAAGGGCACUACUAUGGAGUGGUUGCCCAUUGGCCACCCUCUCGGCGUCGGCGUUUGGGGGUGCACCUGCUACAGCGUGCUCUGCUGGUCUUCCUGGCUGAGGGGGAGAGAGAGCUGAGGCCUCAGGACAUUCAGGCUCGAGGCUGAAUGCUGAGGAUGUGACAUGAAUCCUGAGCCAUCAAGGUGUCUGAGCAUCUGGCUGGUUCCUAACUGUUCCCAGCUCUAGCUUCAGAGGACAGUGUGUUUUCUUGUGUGUGUGUGUGUGUGUGUGUGUGUGUGUGUGUGUGUGUGUGUGUGUGUGUAUGUGUGUAUGUGUGUGUGCGUGCGCGCGUGUGUGUGCGUGUAUGUGUGUGUUUUUAAAUAUGUGACAGUAUUUCUUAAUCAAGCUGAGUGAACAUUGGGAUACAUGGUGCUUCUGGAAGAGUAGUGAGCUCCCCAUCACGGGAGGAAAACAAGCCAAGGAGCAGAAGCUAUUCUGGAGCACCACCUUUAAUCCCAGCAUUCAGGAGGCAAUAGCAGACAGAGCUCUGUGAGUUCAAGGACAGCCUGGUUUAUAGAAAUGAGUUCCAGUGCAGCCAGGGGAUAUACAGAGAAACCAUGUCCCCCAAAACAAACCAAAAAACAACAACAAAGCCAAGAUGGUACUCUGGAAUGCUACUUUGUCUCCAUGUCUCAUCUUCUGAUGCAAGGAAGAGCUCAAGAGAGAUAAUCCAGGUGCACUGGUAGUGAUGGUUCAUCAUCCCUGCCUUUGGGAAGCUGAGGCAGGAGGAUUGCUAGUUGGAGGCCAGCCUGGGCACCUCAGAAUGGGAAUUGACAUUUAUGUUAGUGGUGACAGUCCUUUUCCCCAUGGCUAUCCAUACUCCAGACAGCCUGGGAUCCCCACUGUGCUCCUAGGAGCGCAUCUUAGAUCAAACAGCACUGAAGAGUUCCAAACUGACUGUGGGGAAGUGGUGGGAGAGUGCACACUCACAUGUCGCUAGUGUCCUUGCACACCGACUGUGGUGGGAGAGUGCACACUCACAUGUCGCUAGUGUCCUUGCACACUGACUGUAGUGGAAGAGUGCACACUCACAUGUCGCUAGUGUCCUUGCACACCGACUGUGGUGGGAGAGUGCACACUCACAUGUCGCUAAGUGUCCCUGCACACUGACUGUAGUGGAAGAGUGCACACUCACAUGUCGCUAGUGUCCUUGCACACCGACUGUGGUGGGAGAGUGCACACUCACAUGUCACUAGUGUCCCUGCACUGUCUUUUGAAAGAUGAAUCAUUUAAUAUAGUGUAAGUAGUGCAUUAAUCUGGCAGCUGUAUUUCUUUACCUUCUGUAGUCCCCAGUUACCACACAACGUUAUUUCAAGCCAUAAUUCACUGCUGGGCAGAUAGGUGAUCACUAAUAACCCUGUACUACUCUGGUUAUCACCCAAGCAUGGGUCCCCUGAUACUUGCAUAUUAUUAUUGAACUGGCUCUUUCAGCUUCAGGUGAUUUUUUUUUUUUGGUUUGGUUUUGUUUUUAAUUUAUUUAUUAUGUAUAUACAAUGCUCUAUCUCCAUGUACCAGAAGCAGGCAUCAGAUCCCAUUACAGAUGGUUGUGAGUCACCAUGUAGUUGCUGGGAAUUGAACUCAGGACCUCUGGAAGAGGUCAAGAGUCAGUCCUCUUAACUUCUGAGCCAUCUCUCCAGCCCCAGAUGUUUUUCCCAUGGUGUGUCUUCUUAGACUCUUCCUUACUGAUCUGAGCCUCCCCUUCCCCUGCAACCCCUGUUCUAUUCUCUCUUCUACCCAGCCUCUGGAUGAUCAGCAUUUAUUGACAAGACAGAAUGAGUGCUAAGAAUUGUUUUCACGCUGGGCGUGGUGGCGCACGCCUUUAAUCCCAGCACUCGGGAGGCAGAGGCAGGUGGAUUUCUGAGUUCGAGGCCAGCCUGGUCUAUAGAGUGAGUUCCAGGACAGCCAGGGCUAUACAGAGAAGCCCUGUCUCGAAAAACCAAAAAAAAAAAAAAAAAAAGAAUUGUUUUCACAAACGUCAGGAGAUUCUUAGCCUAACCAUUACAAUGCUAUGUCAGGAUUGAAGCAAGAUAUGAGGUCAUUUGAAUAAUUAUACAGUCCCUAAAGUCUCGACACAUGCUCUCCCUUGACCUUCAAGGAAAUGCUCAUCAGGAUCUGUAGCCACACUGGCAAGUCCUACUUGCUGUCUACCCUUCAGUCCCACCCAGGAGGAUGCCUAGGAUGGUCUGUCACGCUCAUAAGGUAUUCCCUCACUCAGUCAAUGCCUACAAGAUGAUCAGAACUUCUUAACCUUGGCUCUGCUGACACUUGGGGUUGGGUCAUUACUAUGAGGGCAUCAUCUGUGUUGUAGGGUGCUGGGCAGCCUUGUUGGGUCCCUACAUCCUCCACAGGAUGCCAGGGAAGCUCUGCCCUCACCUAGAAGGCUGCCCACUUGUCUUGGGCCACACCUACCUGGAAGCCCCACUGAGAAAGAACAGUCCCUCUCCAAAGUGCCUAGAUGCUUAGGCAAAGGCUAGAUGCCACGCCCACAGGAAACAUACUCAUCCAGGGCCACACCCAUGCCCACACUCAUAUACACACACACACACACACACACACACACACGAAAACCAUGCUUCCUUCUACAUACCACACCAAAUUUAAGGCCUGCUACCCAGAGACACACAACUUUUGACCUAACAGACCCACGCCCACAGGGAGUUGGCAUACCUGCCUCUACAAGGCCGUGCCCAUCCAGUUGGAGUCGGGGAAUCCUGGCUUGACGGGUUUUGGGUUCCACAGGAAACAGCAGCCCGGGUUUUGGGUUCCACAGAAACAGCAGCCCUGGACAAAUAAGCUUUGAGCGGGGGAGGUGCAGAGACAAGCUGGGGUGGGGACUGUGGGGUCAGGAGCACUGCAUGGCUGCCCACGGGCUGGACCACCUGCUGAGAGGGUCGCUCUAACCGGGUUAGGCUUUGAAGGCUUUGAAACUUGUGGGGCUUCCUCUCUUCAUCUCAGUUGAAAGAGUGGAAGAAAGAGAAACCUGCAAAAAAAAAAAAAAAAGGCUGAUUACAAGUAGCUUUCAGAUCUGGGACUAGGCAAAAUGGGAAAUUUAAUUUCAAGUGCUGUAAAGGAAAUGGCAAGGGACAAAAGGAUAGAUUUUUUUUUUCAAGGCACCAGUAAAAUAUUGCAGUUGAUGCCACUGGGAUAGCUCCAACUUUGUGCCCAGAAGGGAUUUUCUGUUUUCUUUUUCUUCCUAUAUUCUCUCCUUUUAAAUGGCUAAGUGGUUGGAAAAGCUGCAGGUGGAAAUGGAGAGACCUGAGAAACAAAAAAAAUGGCUGAAAUGGGAAAACAAAAGGGGGUCACUCUCUCCCUCUUAAAGGGUCGCAGAGUUGGCUGUGCAACUGGAGAGGCUGGGGACAGAGGGAACAUCCUGGUUACUGAGCAAGAGAGAGCGAAUUUCCUGCUGGAGAAAAGAGAGAAAGCAACUCUUCCAGGUGACAAUCUGAUGAAACAGCCUAUUUCCAGAGAAAGGGGUAAUGUCGAAACAACUGAGCCACCAGAGUGGAAGGAGAGGUGGACCAGGGUUAUGAGAUUAACACCAUCUACUUUGCCAGUAAUCAUAAAGCAUAUGCCUGCUAAUGGUGUGGAAUGAGGUUAUGAUGAGAUAGGAUGGUCCUAUAGAAAUGGUAGAUCUAAGGCGGGUUUAAAGAGGCCAUGUUUCAUAUGGGAUGCACUUGCCUUAUGUGAAACAAAUUCUAAAUAACUGGGCUACUCAAAAUAGAAUUAUUCCCCAAGACUGGAAGCGAUUGAUAACAGCUAUACUAGAGACUGGUCCACAGUUGCAAAAUGUAGAACUAAAAAUGCAUAUGUUCUACAUGGAUGUGCUAAUAACAGUUGGAAGCCUGCAAAUGUUUUGUGUUGGGAUGCAGACUUAUUUAUAACCCCACAGGAAAUGAGAAGAUGUGAAUACUAUCAAAACAGAUAAAGAUUAGAACUGAGCAGGAAGUGACUCUUUAAAACCUUGGCCACUGACAUGAAAAGUGUUUUAUUCAUGGAAAAUGUCUCUGUUUAUAAUUUCUCACUACAUGUAGCAUGACUAAUGGCUUAAAACAGAAGGAGAAAAUGUAGUGACAAUUUGGGGAUUUUGGUUUCUUUAAAAAUACUCAUUCCCAAUACCUGUAUUAAUAUUCAAUAUCUGCACUUAUCCCCAAUACCUGUAUCUAUACCUAUUACCAGAACCUUCCCAGCACCUGAACAAUUCCCAACAUCUGAACAUAUAUUCAGUGCUGGUACUCAUGCACUUCUGUAGAACACAAGUUUUCUUCCCAACCCCAGGGUCUCUAAACAAUGACUCUGACAUUACUACACCUUGCUCUCUUUGAGAGCCGUUUCUUGCCCUGUCUGCCUCUCUUCUAGAAUCAUUUACUGCUUAUUGGAUGUUCUGCCUUCUAUUUCCUGCCUCAGUGACAUGCCAAUAAAUUUUAAUUGGCAGGUUUUGCAUCCACACAAUACAUGCUGUAUAAAAUAUUUAAUCUCAAUUUGGGCUUCUACCCUGCCUUUGAUCAUUUAGUUCCUGUAUAAAACUCACACACAACCUUUAUAUUUAUAAUAAGCCUUAAUCAGCACAAGAGCCGGGCAGAUGUCUGUCAUCUAUGUGAUUAUGUCUAUUUCCCAGCCAAUAAGCCCAUUAAAUAAUUUGUCAACGCUUCAUCUGGGCUGCUCUUAACUCCAAUGAUUCAAAGCACAUGGCCAUCAUUUUAGGAUUCUUACCCCACAGCAUCUUCUCUCUUCACCAUUUUCCCCCUCCUUGUGGCUCUCCAACCCCAUUUAGAGUUCUGUACCUAAAUCAUUUUUUUAUCAUAGCCUUUAUUACCAACCUAAUAACACCUUUUUAUACCUAAAAACAUUUUCUCAAACUUUAAACAAUUUAAUCUUAAUUGUGAGACUGUAACUAUCUAGUCUAUCAGAGACUUGAGAAGGAAUAUUACCUGACUAUGAAGUGCUAGCAAGCAGCUUCCAAAACUACAGACUGAGUUUUAUAAUGACACAGUUGGCUGCCUAGACAGUCCCCUAAAAGUUCUCUACAACAAUGGAGCCAGAACAUCUGACAGACUUUAAUGGGAAACAGGAAUUAUACAGGUGUUUGUCCCUGCAAAGCUCAGGAGUUGUCUUCCCUAGGGAUCCAUGUUUGUCCCUUUUGGACAGCAUUCUGUCUGCAACUGAAGCAAGGGCAGUUCCUGCCCAGUGGUAGCUUGCCACAUUUGAAGAAAACUCCACAGGGAGAUUCUCUGGUGCUCAUCAUCUUCUUUGAAGUCGAAUGUGGGUGCUGUCAGGAGCUGAUAGGUCUCAUGGUCAAAAAAAAUCGUUAAAAUAAUAAAACAUUAAAUAUCAUAAUCUAUAGGUCUCUGAGGAUUUUGAAACUAUCUAUUUAUCUGUCGCCCUUCUGUUCACCCGUCUAUCUAUCUGUCUGUCUGUCUGUCUGCCUGCCUGCCUGCCUGUCUGUCUGUCUAUAUAGCACGCCUGAUCUGAAUAGGCAAACUACUUGUUUUUUUGUUUGUUUGUUUGUUUGUUUGUUUUUUGUUUGUUUUUUAGCUAUUUUCUAUCUGUUCAACCUAAAAGCAUAUUUUGUGAUAAAAUAAUCUAGUAUCUAAUAUGGCUAUGAGUUUGAUUAUUAUCUUGUAUUACUUAAUUAUCUUAAACAGUUUGUAAUUGUAGCUUUAAAAAGAACCAAAACUUUACAUUGCACUUUUAAAUGAGUUGCACAGGUCCCAUACCUUAUCCAAGAGUUGAAACAUACAUACAAUAUGUUGUAACACAAAUAACCUUUGUUUUAUAUCAAAUAAGGUCUAUACCAAUGUAAGAUAAUUGGCUAUAAAGUUUUCUUUGCUUUAAGAGUAGAUUAAAUAAUCUACCCCUUUUUCCUAUUAUUCCUAUAUACUCCCCUCUUUUCAACCUUUCUCCCCCUAUAUAAAACACAAAGACGGAUAUAGAAAAGAAAAGUAAAGAGAGAAAUCUCUGAGUCUAACUUUCUGUAUCUUUUCUCCCUGAUCAAGACAACCAACCCUGCUAAAUAACAACAAUCACCCAUAAUGCAUAAAACAGUGACAAAGCCAUCCAUGCUGCCUUUGGGAAAUGGGAUGCUGUUCACUUCAAAUUGCUACCUGCUCAUUUUGGACAUAGUUUUGCUUCUGGGGGCCCAAAGGAAAUUGGGAAAAUGGUUAAGUCUUAGUAAAGCCAGCUGCAACAUUUGUUGUCCAGUCAUGUGCUGUGAAAAUGCAGGCUUAAGUCAAGUGCUGAUUAGAACAGUCUGAGGCCGGACCAGGUGAGCUAGCUGCUCUGAAGUUGUCCUAGAAGCAAGUUUUGAUAAAACAACAAUCAAGGCAGCUGCAAGACUGGGUCAUCUGGGCUACUUGUCUUGCUUUCAUUGCUGUCUGGUGCUUUUGCACUAAUAACACAGUCUCACAAUUAAUAUACAUUUCUGCAUUAACAUGUAUAGCUUGUUCUGUAUACACAAAUCAGUUAAAGGUGAUUCUCUGCUCAAAGAGCGGUGACAUCUGUAUAACCAAACUACAGUACAAAUCUCCAUGUAAAAAAAAAAA